AAAGUACGAGAAAAAAGAGAGAGAAUCCAAGUCGUUCAAAGACAGUAGUCAGACAUAGAGAAACACGCACAUGUGUCUCGUUCAUAUGAACUAAGCUCUUCGUUGGUAGCCUCACAAGCUCACACGCCCGCCCCGAUUCCUCCCUGGGACCAUAACGGAACGAACUAUUCUGGACGAAAACUUGCCGUUUACCCUUGCGAGCCAGGAUCCCAGAAGAAAGUCCACCACCGGACGGACCGGAUAUUUUGCUCGAUUUACAUUGACCCCAUCCUUCCUGGACUCACUUCUCAUCUCUCGCCUUUUAGUUUGGAAUUUUCUUGUAGCUCAGACACUUUGAAUAUGGGGAAACGAGGGCAGAAGCACACGAAGAAGGCGGCCACCGGGGGCCCGCCCUCCGACCCUUUGGACAUCUUGGGUUCGCUCAUUCGGCCCAUUGCGCCCAACAAACGCCACGAACUGAAUCAAUUGGUGGAUAAGCUCUUCGAAUUGGCCUCGAAUUUCGGACACGAUGCCGUCACGCCCAAGCAGUUGUGGGAGGAACACCUCAAGAUCCGGGCCCUGGGCCUGCGAGCCACCCGCGAUAUCGCCCAGAGCGAGCUGGUCAUCGCCAUCCCCAGGAAAGUGAUCAUGUCCGUGGACACGGCUCGCCAAUCCGAGAUGGGUCGACUCAUUGAGAAGGACGCCAUGCUUCAGACCAUGAACAAUGUCACUUUGGCCCUGCAUCUGUUGUUGGAAAAGACCUCACCCGCCUCGUUCUGGGAGCCCUACAUCAACACCCUGCCGCCCAGCUAUCACACGGUACUUUAUUAUACCGAGGAAGAGUUCAACGCCCUGAAAGGCUCGCCCGCCUAUCUGGACGCCUUGAAGCAGUACAAGUUUGUAGCUCGACAGUACGCCUACUUCUACAAGAAGUUCCAAUCCACCAUGCUCAAGGAUUACUUCACUUUUGAUGAAUACCGCUGGGCGGUGUCCACGGUCAUGACCCGGCAAAACCAAAUUCCAUCCGGCGAAGAUCCGCAAAAGGUGGUCAAUGCGUUGGUUCCGUUUUGGGACAUGGCCAAUCACGAGAAUGGGACCAUCUCGACCGAUUUCGAUACUGAAGGGGAUGUCGUGAAGUGCAUGGCGUUUCGAAACUUCAAAUCGGGCGAGCCUUUCCGCAUUUUCUACGGAGAGCGCAACAAUCACGACCUGUUGGUUCACAAUGGGUUCGUGUUUCCGGACAAUCGAUUCAACUCCCUCCAAAUCCGCUUGGGAAUCAGCAAGAACGAUCCCUUGGCCCAAGACAAGUACGAUAUGUUGUCCCGACUCGUGAUCUCGCCCCAGGGACAAUUUGUGAUCGGAAAAGACGCAGACCAGCCUUUCGAUCAACUCCUGCUGGCCUUCUUAAGGGUCAUGUGCCUUCAAAGCCAGGAUGAAAUUGACCUCUGGUCCCACGAGGACAAAAUCAGGGACCUUUUGAAUCCCGAGGCAGAUCCCGACCUCGAUAACAAAGUGUUCCAAUACAUGAAAACGAGAUGUGACUUGUUGCUGAAGAGCUAUCCGACUAGCCUCGAAGAGGACGAAAAAGCUUUACAGAACGUGGAUUUGCCCGCCACUCUAAAGUCGUGUGUCAUUCUCCGGCAGGGUGAAAAAAUGGUUUUGAAAAAUGCCAUUGCGUAUUGUGCGCAAAAACUUCAAUAACUUAACCGCAACUCUUUAUUAAUCAGUGUGGGUGCUACUAAUAAAAGUACAUAAUCCUUGUAAUCUUAA
Tigriopus californicus is the source of this 1749-nucleotide messenger RNA. RefSeq names its product actin-histidine N-methyltransferase-like (gene Setd3). The record is from RefSeq and is a predicted model, not a curated record. NCBI's taxonomy places the organism in Eukaryota, Metazoa, Arthropoda, Copepoda, Harpacticoida, Harpacticidae. Gene Ontology annotation, biological process: actin modification; positive regulation of transcription by RNA polymerase II; peptidyl-lysine trimethylation. The coding region runs from base 340 to 1680 and encodes 446 amino acids. The transcript has 2 exons. Gene Ontology annotation, molecular function: transcription coactivator activity; histone H3K4 methyltransferase activity; histone H3K36 methyltransferase activity.